CACAACUUAAAAUAUUGAAAAAAAUGGAGAAUCAAAGCAAAAGCUGCCUUCAGAAAGAUACGACGUCGGCGGCCAAAUUAGACGUCGAAACUGGAAGCCUCCGGCAGAGAGAUGAAACGAAGCCGUUUUAUGCAAACUCACUGACGCCACGUGAGAUGGAAUCUCUAGUUGCGAUCUGCGAUACCUUCAUAUCCUCCAUCGACGGCUCUGGAGUAGGACACGUGGAUGAUUGCGUCGCUGGAUAUUUCUCCGCCUCCGCUUCUCAGACCGGAACUCCUGACCGCGCGGCGAGGUUGAUGAGUGAGAGACUUCACCACCCAAAGAAGUGGAUACUAAGAGCUGGAUUGUGGUUACUCUCUACUUGGAUCGGAAGUCUAAUCUUGUGUGGUCGGAGAAGUUUCACCGGCGAGUUUCCUUACUUCCGGAGAUUCUGCCGGCUUCCGGAGAAACAGAGAGAAGAGAUAUUGCUGAAUUGGUCUUCAAGCUAUUUCUCACUCCUUAGAAUGUUCUUUAGGUCCAUCAAACUUAUCACUGCCUUUGUCUUCUUCACUCAGGUUGAUGAAAACGGUAGGAACUUGGCGUGGAAAGCAAUAGGUUACGAUGGACCCAGCUCUGAUCAUAGUGAUCAUGAAGUAGAACUAAAUGAGAAGAAGAAGAAGAAACCUGAGGAGAUCUUUGGACCACUUUACAAUGGCAUCAUCGAUCUCAAAAGCCCUAGAGAAUCCGUGGAAAAGAAGUUAACCGGUCAUGGAUUCACAGUUUCAACUCAAAAGAGGAUCACAAACGGAUCAUCUAUCUCUGAUCCGGUGAUGACAAUCCGGUGUGAUGCUGUGGUGGUUGGGUCUGGAUCCGGUGGAGGAGUAGUGGCUGGAGUUUUAGCCAAGGCGGGUUAUAAAGUAUUGGUGGUGGAGUCAGGGAAUUACUAUGCAAGAAGCAAACUUUCUUUACUUGAAGGGCAAGCAAUGGAUGAUAUGUACUUAUCCGGUGGGUUAUUAGCAACGUCUGACACGAACGUAGUGAUUCUUGCGGGGUCCACGGUCGGAGGUGGUUCGACAAUCAAUUGGUCCGCCUCGAUCAAGACACCGGAACAUGUGAUGAAGGAAUGGGCAGAAAAGUCAAAACUCGAAAUGUUCGGAAGUGAUUUGUAUCGAGAGGCAAUGGAUGUUGUCUGUGAGAAAAUGGGUGUUCAAUGCGGAUUUGUAGAAGAAGGGUUUAAUAAUGAGAUAUUGAGAAAGGGUUGUGAAGAGUUAGGGUUACCAGUGAAGAAUAUUCCGAGGAAUGCUCCAUCCGAUCAUUACUGUGGGUUUUGUUGCUUGGGAUGCAAGAAAGGUCAAAAGCAAGGGACUUCAGAGACUUGGCUUGUAGAUUUGGUGGAAUCUGGUAACGGUUUAAUCCUUCCAGGUUGUGAAGCGAUGGAAGUCUUGUACGACUGUGGAAAGGGGAAGAAGAAGAAGGCGACUGGAGUUGCGUUUGCGUUUGGGGAAGAGAUUUAUGUGGUUGAGUCUAAAGCGACGGUAGUGGCUUGCGGUGCGCUUAGAACGCCGCAUCUGUUGAAACGGAGCGGUUUGAAGAAUGGUAACAUUGGGAGAAACCUUUGUCUACAUCCGGUUGUUAUGGCUUGGGGAUGGUUUCCAGAGGAAGAUAAAUGGCCGGAAAAGAAGAAAAAGAGCUACGAAGGAGGAAUAAUGACCGCGAUGUCUAGCGUUGUAAAUGCAGAAACGCAUAGUUCUUAUGGUGAAAUGGUAAUCCAGACACCUGCUCUACAUCCAGGAAUGUUCUCAGGGAUCAUUCCUUGGACAUCAAGCAAGGAUUUCAAAACCCGAAUGCUCAAAUUUUCAAGAACCGCACACAUUUUUGCGCUUCUGAGAGAUAAAGGAACCGGAACAAUAAAUUCCAAGAGCUACAUUGACUACAACUUAAACGAUGAAGACGAAGAGAGUCUAAAGAAUGGUCUUGAUAGAGUCUUGAAGAUUCUGGCAGCAGCCGGAGCUGAGGAGAUUGGGACGCAUAAUUCAGAAGGUAAGAGUUUGAACGUUAGAACAGCGAGUGCGUUAGAUUUUGAGCGGUUUGUGAGAGAAGAAAGUUCAAAGCCGUUGAAGGAUUUGUCAGGUCAGAUAUGUUCAGCUCACCAAAUGGGAAGUUGUAGGAUGGGAAUUAGGCCGGAGGAAUCCGCGGUGAGGCCAACAGGAGAGACUUGGGAGGUCGAAGGGUUAUUUGUGGCGGACACAAGUGUUUUUCCGACGGCUUUAGGGGUUAAUCCGAUGGUCACCGUUCAGUCUAUUGCUUAUCGUAUUGGACUUAAUGUUGUUGAUGUUCUUAAGAGGAAGAAAUGAGGUCUCAUCUGUUCUGAAUAGAAUUUAGUUUUAUUU
Arabidopsis arenosa is the source of this 2369-nucleotide messenger RNA. The record is from the annotation of a GenBank genome assembly. NCBI's taxonomy places the organism in Eukaryota, Viridiplantae, Streptophyta, Magnoliopsida, Brassicales, Brassicaceae.